UCAGAGGCCAGUAGGCCCCGCUACCCGUCCUCGCUCCUCCCUCCCCAUUGUAGCGUUGCUAUCUUGAUCGUAUCGGUUUCCUCCUUGCGACCUAGUUCCGCGUGGUUGCUCCUGCACGGACCCUAUUCGGCGUCGCCUGUCUUCGCCUGUUGUCGCACGCGGCGUCGUUCGCUCGCUCAUUUGUUCGUUCGUUCGCGAGGCGCGUCGCAACGUAUCGCCCUUCCUGCGACUGCAACAGGAAAAGCAAUAGCAGCAGCGACAGCGACAGCGGCAGCGCCAUCAAAGUCACCAACUUUCGUAUUCCCGGAGGCAGCUAAAAUAGAUCAACCCCAUCCGCGGAACCCUGUUCUUUCUGGGGUGAGACAGGGGUGAGAGAGACAAACUUCCCGGGGUGCAGCAGAAAUACGAGCUCUCUUGUUCUCCACACCUGACAGCACCGCUCCACAUCUCGCAGGACCUUCAACAGAUCAUACGGCCGCCAGCGUCGCUUCUUGGCUCCGAGUGCGCGCCAGACGUUCUGCUUUCUUCGUGGGAUAGCGCGUGCGGAAGGCAGGUUGGGGGAGAGGGGCGGAAGGGGUUUUUUCUCCCCAGUAGUGCCGGACGGUUAGGCUAGCGCACACGCGUGAAGGGUGCGAUGGAGGAGGAGAGUGGGGGAGGACGAGCGGUAGAGGCCACUGCUGCUAGCAGCGCUGGGGACGAUAGGGACGGUAGGGACGGUAGGGACGGUAGGGGCGAUAGGGACGCCAGGAACGACAGGGACGCCGAGAGGAGCCAAAACUCAAAGUUGAAAGAGGAAAAGGGGAAGGGUAAAGGAGAAGAGGAGAAGAAAGAGCAAGGGGAUAAGGUGAAAGGAGAAGAGGAGAAAAAGAAAGAGGAAGGGGAAAAGAUUAAAGGAGAAGAGGAGAAAAAGAAAGAGGAAGGGGAAAAGGUGAAAGGAGAAGAGGAGAAAAAGAAAGAGGAAGGGGAAAAGGGGAAAGGAGAAGAGGUGGUAGAAGCUGUUGGGGCAGAGAGAGAAGGAGAGCAGGGCAAUGAGGGCAGAGAGGGCAAUUUGGGCAAAGAGGUGCACAAGAGCUUGACAGCAAGGGGAGGAGCAGGAGGAGGGGAAAAGGGGGCAGAAGGAGGAGGACUUGAAGCAAGGAAGCCAACAGACGGUGAAGAGGAUGAAGCACGAGAGGCAGGGAGAGCAGCGGGGCAAGGACUGGGCAACGCAGACCUAGAAAGCAACGCUGCAUCCUCUGCUCUCUCUCCUCCUCUUCCUCCUACUUCUCCUCUUUCCUCUCCUCCUCUUUCCUUCCCCCUCGUCUCUUCUCCCUUCCCUCCUCUCCUGUCCGUCUGCAUUGAGGAGCUUCAGAAGGCGGGUAGCCGCGGCAUCCCUCUCCGCCCGCUCGCCCUCUCUGUUGCCCCCAGGUGUGCCGAGCUCUGUGGAAAACACCUGAGGGGUUCUGCGGCCGCCAGUGAAGUCCGCCGGAGGCUCCAGGGCAGCAAAAAUGCUUUUGAGAUUGGGCAGGGGCCGGAUGAGGUGGUCCGAUUGGUGGAGGCGGAGGUGAAGCUGGGCAGGAGGAAACGAAAGGGGGACGGGGAUGGAAGGCAGAGGGAUGGACGCGAGAAGGAGAAGGAGGCAGGGGCGGCAAAGCAGCAGCAGGAUGGGCAAGAGCGGGAGGACGGAAACAACGACGAUUUUGAUCCAAUGCUGGCGAUAAGCAACUCGCCCAAGGGGGCCAGACGGGCCAUGACAAAGAAGAGGCCGCUGGAUGUGCUCAUGGGGGCAGAUGGGGGGAAGGCGAAUGGGGCAGGUAAAGAAAAGAAAGGGGAUGAGGACGAGGGUGCGGUUGACUUGCUGAGUGAAUCCAAUGGUAAUGAUGGAGGUAGUGGUGGUGGCGCUGCUGCUGCUGCUGCUGGCGUGGGUAGUGAUAGGGAUGUGGAAGAGGUGAGGGGUGGGAAGUUGGAAGAGAAAGGCGUGCAGAGGAAAGGGAAACGGAGUGCAACGCAAGUGACUGGUGGGAAGAGGGGGAGGAAGGGGGAGGAGAAGAAAGAAGAGAAGGAAGAAAAAGAAGGCAAGGAAGGGAAGGAAGAGGAGGACGAGGUGGAAGAGGUGAAAGAGGAGGAAGAACAGGCAGACGAAGAUGACGAUGAGGAGGAGGAGGAUGAGGAGUGGCAUGAGGAGGAGGCAAGAGAGAAGGGCAGAAGGCAGAAGCGGCACGGAAAAGGCAAGCCAGCAGAGGCGGAGGUGAAAGGUGCAAAGGCCCCGGAGCCUGGAGGCCGUGGCACAAGGGGGGCGAAGAAAGAGGCAGCAGGACCAGUGAAAAGAGGUGCAGGCAGUGGUGUGGGGGUAGUUGCCAAGGGAGAUGCCAAGGGAGAUGCCAAGGGAGAUGCCAAGGGAGCAGGAGCGGAGGGUGUUGGUCCAGUCGUAGGCAGCCCUAGGAGAAGUGGUGCCAGUGGUGGGGGCAGAAGAAGCAAGGCUGUCACCUCCCCUCCUCCUCCCUCAUCCCCUCCCCCAUCUCCUCCUGUUGCGUCUCCCACAAUUGCCAAGAGGAGGAGGAGCAGUGGGAAGGAGAUGCAUACAGUGGAGAUGAGGAGCCCUAGGGGAGGAGGAGCAGGAGGGGCAGGAGCAGGAGCAGGAGGAGCAGGAGGGGCAGGAGCAGGAGCAGGAGGAGCAGGAGGGGCAGGAGCAGGAGCAGGAGGAGCAGGAGGGGCAGGAGCAGGAGCAGGAGGAGCAGGAGGGGCAGGAGCAGGAGCAGGAGGAACAGGAGGGGCAGGGGCAGGAGCAGGAGGAGCAGGAGGGGCAGGAGCAGGAGGAGCAGGAGGGGCAGGAGCAGGAGCAGGAGGAGCAGCAGGGAGCAACAGGAAACAGGGACGUGCAGUGGGCACCAGAAGAGGCAGUGCUGGUAGCAGUGGCGAUGACGAUGAGGCUGGCCGUGCAGGCGAGGCUGGUCGUGCAGACAACGCUGGGCGUGUGACUCGUGCUCGAGGUCCCUCAAGUCCGCUGGGCACGGCGCAGCCGUCCCCCUUCCCCUCUCCCUCCACGCCAGGCAAAGUCAUUCGGGGCAUGAAUCGCAUGUGCCACCAGUGCCAGCGGAAUGACAAGGAGGAAGGAGUGGUGUACUGCCAGCGCGUGCCCACCCACGAUUCUGCCUUCCAUGCAUCCGCCAAUGGUGUGUACCCCAUGUACACAGUAGACGAGAUAGUGGCCUUCUGCCCCAAGUGCCGUGGCAACUGCAACUGCAAGACGUGUCUGCGCACUCGCGUCCCUGUGCCCUAUCGUGCAGCAGAUGCAGCAGCAGGGGAGCGAGCGGGCAUGGCACGCCGAGUGCUGCAGUAUGUGACGCCUCUGCUGGCUGACCUGGUGCGGCAGCAGCAGGAGGAGACGCGCAUAGAGGCAGCUGCACAGGGCAAGGAGGAGCACAAAGUGGACAUCAAGCGAGUGAAGAUAUCAGUUGACGAACGGAUCUUCUGCUCACACUGCCAGACCUCGAUCGUUGAUUAUUUCCGAAGCUGCCCAGACAAGGAGUGUGGUUUUGACCUUUGCCUCUCCUGUUGCAAAGAUUUGCGAGCCGGGCAGCUGCCCCCAGGAGAGGUAUUUUCUGCGGAGAAAAAUGGGGAGAGAAGGAAAAGGCGGGAGAGAAAGAAAAUGUGGGAGAGAAAGAAAAUGCGGGAGAGGAAGAAAAUGCGGGAGAGAAGGGCCGUAUUGCAGACGGCGACAAGGUGGAGGGUGCAGGGAGGAAUGGGGCUAUGGGAGAUGCGGGAAAAGUGGAGGGGGGAGGUUGAUGGGGAUGGGAAGGUGGAUGGGGAAGCGGAAGAAGGCAAGCAGGGAGAGCCAUGGAAGAGCAGACACCAGCUGCUGCUGUGCAGUGUGAGGGGGCGCGGGUGGCUGGAAGGGCUGGUGCAGCAGUGCGAGCGGCAUGUAGGGGGGGAUACGCAUGGGGAAAGUGGGAGGCGCAGGGUUGGGGCAGGGAACGGAGGUGAGGGGAAAAUAGGUGAUGGGGGAGAGGGAAGGGAGGGCGAGGAGAAGAGUGGGGCUGAAGAGGCGAGGGAAGGAAGGCGAGAGGAGGGAGGUGGAGGGGAUGUGGAAGGGAGAGGAGAGGGGAUGGAGGUGGAUGAGGUUGGGGGUGAUAGGAAGGAUGAGAAGGAAAAAGGAAGAGGACAAGGAAAUUAUGAUUUGGAGAAGGGAGAGAUGGAAGGGGCGAAAGUCAUGCAAGCAAGCAGCAAGCAGUGCAGGGAAGGGGUGUGGGGUGUGCGAGGAUAGUGCCACUCGUAUGCACAGACUCUCGCAGGCUCUUGCUGCUGUGUGGGGCGAUUUGCAGCGGAAGAGGAGGGAGAGCGAGGAUGGGAACGGUAUGGAGGAUACAGGGAAGG
Molecule: messenger RNA, 4353 nt
Organism: Closterium sp. NIES-67
Lineage: Eukaryota; Viridiplantae; Streptophyta; Zygnematophyceae; Desmidiales; Closteriaceae
Source: the annotation of a GenBank genome assembly